Molecule: messenger RNA, 6035 nt
Organism: Ictalurus punctatus (channel catfish)
Lineage: Eukaryota; Metazoa; Chordata; Actinopteri; Siluriformes; Ictaluridae
Gene: smo
Product: smoothened, frizzled class receptor
Exons: 12
Coding region: 408-2933 (841 amino acids)
Biological process (GO): smoothened signaling pathway; central nervous system development; commissural neuron axon guidance
Cellular component (GO): plasma membrane; dendrite; cilium
Molecular function (GO): patched binding; transmembrane signaling receptor activity
Source: RefSeq, a predicted model, not a curated record
CCACCUCCAUCUGAAAAGUGGGGGAUGGUGAUGAAGCCAUUCUGUACUUUCUUUUCUUUCUUUUUUUAAGCGUCUUGAGGAUUACAGUUUUUUUUUAUUUUUAUUUUUUUAUUUCAAGUCAAACAAUCCGAGGUUCAUACAAUUCUUUAUUUGGUUUUACGCACUGAAAUGAAGGCCAUGCGUAACUUCUGCGUCGGAGUGGAAAGUUUUAACUGAGGAAUAGAAUAAAGAAGGAGAGACGAAGAAACUCUCUCUCUCUCUCUCUCUCUCUCUCUCACACACACACACACACACACACACACACACACACACAUCCGCUAUUAUGUGACCGAUUCUUCAAUUAUGACUUCAGAUUGGUUCUGGGAAACACUUUCUGUCGCAGGACGCAUGGACUGGCACGGAUACAAAUGAACCCAAAAGUCCAGAUUGUUGUAGUAUUGUUGUUGUCGCUGUGUAAAAUGUCCUCCAGCUCCAUCGUUGGUCGAUUUGGGAUGCUUUGGGUUUGGGUCAGCACUGUGAUGGUGAGCCAGGCCGUGAUGUUACACAAAAACGAGAGCAUGUUCAACGACUUUUGCAAGAAAACGACGACGUGUGAAGUGUUGAAGUACAAUACGUGUCUGGGUUCGCCUCUGCCGUACACGCACACGUCUCUGGUGCUGGCUGAAGACUCCGAGACACAAGAAGAAGCUUUUGAGAAGUUGGCCAUGUGGUCUGGUUUGAGAAAUGCUCCUCGCUGCUGGGCGGUCAUUCAGCCUUUACUGUGUGCUGUUUACAUGCCCAAGUGUGAGAACGGCAAAGUGGAGCUGCCCAGCCAGACCCUUUGCCAGGCGACCCGCCGACCCUGCAGCAUAGUGGAACAGGAGCGAGGGUGGCCCAACUUCCUGAAGUGUGAGAACACGGACAAGUUUCCUCUCGGUUGUCAGAACGAGGUGCAGAAACUCAAAUUCAAUACAUCAGGACAAUGUGAAGCUCCUCUGGUAAAAACCGACAUCCAGGCCAGCUGGUACAAGGACGUGGAGGGCUGCGGCAUUCAGUGUGACAAUCCCCUCUUCACGGAGGAGGAACACUCCGACAUGCACGACUACAUCGCCAUCUUCGGUUCAAUCACCCUGCUUUGCACUUUCUUUACAUUAGCGACGUUUCUUGCCGAUUGGAAAAAUUCCAAUCGCUACCCGGCUGUAAUCCUCUUCUAUGUCAAUGCCUGCUUCUUCGUGGGUAGCAUUGGGUGGCUCGCUCAGUUCAUGGACGGUGCGCGCAAAGAGAUCGUGUGCAAAAGCGACAACACCAUGCGGCUUGGAGAGCCCUCAUCGACAGAGACGCUUUCGUGUGUUAUCAUUUUCAUCAUCGUCUACUACUCUUUGAUGUCAGGGGUCAUCUGGUUUGUUAUGCUCACCUACGCCUGGCACACAUCUUUCAAAGCCCUGGGCACUACGCACCAACCUCUGUCUGGAAAGACGUCAUACUUCCACCUGGUCACAUGGUCCAUCCCGUUUAUCCUCACAGUGGCUAUACUGGCCAUUGCACAGGUCGAUGGAGACUCUGUUAGUGGAAUCUGCUUUGUUGGCUACAAAAACUACAGAUACCGCGCUGGGUUUGUUCUUGCUCCAAUCGGCGUGGUACUCACUGUUGGUGGCUAUUUCCUUGUAAGAGGUGUCAUGACACUAUUUUCUAUCAAAAGUAACCAUCCAGGACUGCUGAGUGAAAAAGCAGCAAGCAAAAUCAACGAGACCAUGCUGAGACUUGGCAUAUUUGGUUUUCUUGCAUUUGGUUUUGUUUUCAUCACUUUUGGAUGCCAUUUCUACGACUUCUUCAACCAGGCGGAAUGGGAAAGGAGCUUUAGGGAAUUUGUUCUGUGUGAAGCUAAUGUCACUAUAGCUCAUCAGACCAAGAAACCGAUCCCGGAGUGCACCAUUAAAAACCGGCCCAGUCUGCUGGUGGAGAAGAUCAAUCUGUUCUCUAUGUUUGGUACCGGCAUUGCCAUGAGCACAUGGGUAUGGACCAAAGCCACUAUUCUCAUUUGGAAGCGCACCUGGUGUAGGAUAAUUGGACGCAGUGACGAUGAGCCAAAGCGCAUCAAGAAGAGCAAGAUGAUUGCCAAAGCGUUCUCGAAGCGAAAGGAACUCCAAAUGGACCCGGAAAAAGAAUUGUCCUUCAGCAUGCACACGGUGUCCCAUGAGGGACCGGUGGCGGGUAUUAACUUUGAACUGAAUGAGCCGUCCAUGGAAAUGUCCUCUGCAUGGGCCCAGCACGUGACAAAGAUGGUGGCACGAAGAGGUGCCAUUUUACCUCAGGACAUCUCAGUUACACCCACUGGGACACCUGUGCCGCCUCCAGAAGAGCGAAACAAAUUGUGGAUGGUCGAAGCCGAUAUCUCCCCUGAGAUGAUGAAACGUAAGAAGAAAAAGAAAAAGAGGAAGAAGGAGGUGCGUUCAGUAGCGCCUGUUGAAGAGGGUGUGAAUCCCCGUCACAGAGAGUUCGGUGCCAGCGCUGUCCCUCGCCUCCCCAAGCUCCCGGCGCAUCGCAGCCUCGUGGCUAACCUGUGGGAGCGGCAACGGCAGCAAGAGGAGAACGUCCUUCCAGGUUCCUUCCCAGAAUUCCGACCUUCCUGUCCCAUUCCAUACCAGGAGAGAUACGGAGGGCUUGGCUAUGUUUCAUCCAACCAGCCUAGCAGGGAGCUGGGCUGUAACCUCUCCAACCCACUGACGCUAAGCCAGUACGAGGGACGAGGUCAGUUGAAACAACCGGCCUGGCAAUCUAAUGGACAUAAUGGAGUGUUCCGCUAUUCAGGUCACGAGAUGCCUUCGUCAGUGGGUGGUGGCAGGACAGGCUUUACAGCACCUCGAUCAGAGGGCAGGAAACCAGUCACAGCACCAAUCCACUCUAGAACCAAUCUAAUGGAGGCAGAACUCAUGGAUGCUGACUCUGAUUUUUGACUUCACCCCGUAUUACGUUGCUCUGCUGAGUUUGGUCAAAAAGUGCUGGAUACUUUGCACCACAAAUUGAUAGAAACAUUUAAGACAGGGUUCCUGUCACUGUGCCUAUGUUGGUAUGUGGGGCAUGUUUGUAUGAUGAGCUCAAUAACUGGUUGGUGAUUUCUUUGUUUCUUUCUUAAAUGUUACGAUAGAUUAGGCACAGACGGGUUCUGACUGAGCGCCACCAUAAAUAAGGCUGACAAUUUUGCCAUCACUAAUGCUAAGCUAUUGAAGUCUCUGACGCACGUUGAGCUUCAAAUCCUGAGCUGUGUGUAUUGGGUGCAUCAAGUGUGCCUGGACAUUUGGAGAGAUGAAGCUAAUGAAGCUGACUCAAACAAAUAAGCACCCUCGAGGUACAAGAAACUAGGAACUUCAUCCUCAGAAAAGUUACGCUACAGUUGUGAGGUUAUAAAAUAUUGCUAAUUUAAAAUGAUUUGGCAUGAUAAUAUUAUUAGGAAUGAAUGACAGGUCAUCGUUUGUGUGAACUGCAUGGCAGUUUUUCAAAUCGGCACACAUAAAACAGCUUAUUGCAGGGUUGGGUACAGGCCACCUUGGGCAAGUUUUGUUAAAGGAGCAUGGCAGGACAAGGUACCACUGGAAAGUUCACAACAUGCAACGAAAAUGGCUGGUGCAUUACAUUUACAUUUGCUUAUUUGACUGAUGCUUUUCUCCAAAGAGACUUAGAAAUUCAGUUAGUAGCUCAAAGCCUUAACCACUGAGCCACCACUUCCCUGCAUGUCUCAUAGGUCCUCCUGCGUCAGUUUCAAACUGAGCAGUGUUCAGCACUUUGGAGUUAAUGUGCAUUGAACCGGAUCAUAGCACCGUUAUAUAUAUUGUGAAAAUGCAAACUUUACGUAAUGAAUUACAUCUCAACACCACAAAGAAGAUCGGACUGACUGCGCAGUAGCUCCGUUUUAUCCGCAUGCUACUCUGUUUCUCAGACCUGGCUCAUGCAGUUGUGGAACUGAUCGAAACAAACGAUAGUGUUAGUACUUUGUUACAAAGAGAAAGUGUAUUCUUAAAUAUUUUUAUUAUCAGUACUUUCAUAUGAAGUUGCCUGGUGCAAUUAAGAACAAGUUUCAUUGUAGACGUAGGCAAUGUGAAUGCGAGGUCAUUUUUAAUGAACUGACUGUAAAGAAGCUGAAAAUGCCAUUAUCAAAAUUGUUUGUGUUUGUUGACGUCUUCAAUUCAAAGUGUUUGCUGUACAGUUCUAUCAAAAAGGCUAUUUUUGUACCUUAGUAUGUAAUUUCUUUCACUUAUAUCCUGUGCUUUGGCUCACUUUUGCAUUGUAUUUUGCAAAUUUUCUAAUGCCUUGUACUUUUAAUUAUUGAAUGAUUUUUGGAUUUGAAUUUUGCACGUUUCAAUUUGAAAAUGGCAUUGUUUUGAUUUGAAAUUUCAUAUGAAGCUUCAUAAUUUACUCUCAGCGUAAUUGACUCUAAUUUGUAUACCAUCAUUUGAAUGGUUAUAUAAUUGAUUAGUACUGAAUUUAAAAAAUAAUCAGAUGUACUGAAUUCUACAUUUUGGCUUCGCAGUGCAUGUAAAAUUCAAAUACAUUUGUAAGCAGAUUUAAUUCUAUACAACCCAAAGUGAGCAAAUGAGUACAGAUUCAGACAUUGGCUCUUACUGUUCAAUCUUGAAAUAAAGUUGUAUUGUUGUUUUAGGUAAUGCUGGACAAUUUACAAGUAAAUCAAUCUGUAUUCAGCUUGAUAAAUGAGGCCCGUUUUUAAGAGAUUACAACGCCUCAUGAUGGACCUAAAUUUCAUCAGAUGUGUCUAAAAUCUGAGGUUGUGCUUCAAAUUCAAAAUUGAAUUGUGUACAUCUGAGAAUUUCACUUUCAUUCAAUUGAAAAUCAGUUGGUUUUAAUUAAAAACCCAAAACGUCACAUGUACUUUCAAAAUAAAACAUUAAAAUCUAAACAAGAGGUACAAAAUUCAAAUCCUGGUGGCACCAAUGUCUUUUUAUAUGUAAUAUAGAAAGAAUUGUAGUAUAUUCUCCUGUCCUUACUAACCUCCUGUCCAUGCAACAAUGUACUGUGCAGUAUUUUUCAUAUCAACAAAAUUCAGUUUACAAGAUAUGGUCAAUAGUCAAGCUUCUGAAAGAUGACAUUUCAUUGCUGCAAUACUUUUACCUUUCCUGUGAUCACUAAAAUAAGCUCUUUGGACAAGGAACACGUUAAAAACUUUUUUUUUGCUACAAAAUGCUGACUUUUUAUAGGUAUACAUUGUUGCUAUUUGUAUACAUAUCUAUAAGAGAUAUACAUACAGGUAAACAAAAACAGUUGUAUAGGUUUUUAUGAAUGACAUGGUGAAUAAAGUAAGGUAUAUUCAUGUAAAAAAAAAUUAAUUAAUUAAGCCUUACAUUCCACCAAAUCUUAGAGAAAUAUUACCGAACAGUAGAAAGUAUGAGAAGACAUAUUCCACAUUUUACUACCUGAUGAAACACAAAUAAUGGGAACAUGUAGUGGUUUCUCUUAGACCUUGAUGCUUGUGUAAUUGUUAUUAGUGGUAUUAUCUGUCUUCUAAAUGGAUUGAUAUCAAGAUGUAAACUAUCUGAAUGGUUUAACGGGUGAUGUGACUGGUUUUAGAUGUAUUUGUUGGUUUUGUAAUGGGAUUCAGUGUUUCACAUCUGUGAUAUUAACCUCUGUAAUUUUCCUGAAUUUCAGGUUUUCUGCAGAGAACAUGGUGGUUGUCAAGAGAGAAAUGGCAAAUAUUCCAUUAAGAGACAAAAAUGGGUUAAUUACAAAAAAUGUGUUCUGUAACUGAAUCAAGAAUGCAGACCAUUAGACCAGUUUCCAAUAAGAAGUGAAGUGAUAUUUCAGUUUUUUUUCCCAGCAGGCUCAGUGCUUAAGAUGUUUUUAUUCACCUACAGAUUGUGAGACCAUCCAUGUGGGACAUAUAGCUUAUAAAUUCUCUGAUUUGUAAAAUAGUGAUUUCUUUUUAAAGCUUCCCUACAUGGUAUAGUCUUAUGUUAAGUUAUGGUUUUCAGCUUAUACUUCGAAAUGAUCUUAAAGCUGUAUUUUGUGCAUUCGUUUAUAACAAUAAACAAAUUAUAUUUGACACUGUA